AGCCACAUCGUCAGGAGAAGCAAUUCGCGAGCAAAUGGAAGUUCAUGGGAGGCGAAGAAAACGAAGUCGCGCCGACAUGCGGCCGCAAGGGCGGUGUCGGCGUCCCCCCUGACGCUCCCGGGCGGACAGCGCGGCCCCACGUGUGCGGAGCGGCCUCAUGGCCAAAGCUCGCGACGAGGACUCCAAGAAAGUAGUAUCUGAGCCCAACAUGACGUACGUCCAGGAGAACGCCGAGCUGCGGGCGCUCAUCGACACGGUGACCAUGUCACGACCCCCGGAAGGCGACACCACCCGCAUGCUGCUCGGCCAGUACGAGACUGCCUUCCCAGAAUUCAAGCGUUCUCUGCAGAGACUUCCUUCGACCCUGAGGCGGACGCCAGGAGAUCGCUCCCUGGACCUGGACGACGUAAACGAAGUGAAGAUUGGCAUCGAGAAGCGACUCGAAGAAGAAACCAUUGACAACGAGCAUGUCUUCACGCGGAAAAUUGACGGCGAGCAACGGAAACGCAUUGCCGAGAGUCAGUGCAAAAAAUCCUCCUUCCAGGACAACUCGAGCGUGCCGGGAACGGGUGCGCCGUCGCUGCCACCACUGCACUUGGGCUCGCUUCGGCGCGUCAAGAUGACCAAGAAGCGCACCAUCCAGGGCAAGACCACCAUCAACCGGACCACGACGCGCAAAGAAGAAGAGCGCAGCAUGACGUCGCCCACGGGGGAGACCGACUGCCGCCGGAAUGUGGACGAGUCGAGCACCACGGCCGAGAACGCCGAGACACACGAAGAGGAGCUCGUCGAGACGUACGACGAUGAUGACGCCCCGCUGUAGCGGACUGAGCACGCCGGUUUAAGAUUUAAUCUGAAUAACGCGAAGCACGGGAGCGGUCGAGCACUCGUCUGAAACGCUCACGAUGGGGGAAACGGGGGAGGGGGAGUCAGCGGCGCGACUUCUCCAAUUUCAUUCAGUGCAUUGUAACCACAUACUAAAAUGUUAUAUAUGUAUAUAAACGGGAUGAGUACUUGAUGUUUACGUUCAUGCCGCA
Dermacentor silvarum is the source of this 1037-nucleotide messenger RNA. RefSeq lists its product as uncharacterized. The coding region runs from base 158 to 823 and encodes 221 amino acids. The transcript is spliced from 3 exons. The record is from RefSeq and is a predicted model, not a curated record. NCBI's taxonomy places the organism in Eukaryota, Metazoa, Arthropoda, Arachnida, Ixodida, Ixodidae.